Messenger RNA from Solanum stenotomum, 806 nucleotides. Its product is annotated as nuclear transcription factor Y subunit C-2. Gene Ontology annotation, cellular component: nucleus. The transcript has a single exon. NCBI's taxonomy places the organism in Eukaryota, Viridiplantae, Streptophyta, Magnoliopsida, Solanales, Solanaceae. The coding region runs from base 89 to 535 and encodes 148 amino acids. Gene Ontology annotation, biological process: regulation of DNA-templated transcription. The record is from RefSeq and is a predicted model, not a curated record. Gene Ontology annotation, molecular function: protein heterodimerization activity.
CCCAAAUCUGGUAAGGCGGCAAGGCAAAAACUCAUUCCCGCCAAAUUCAGAAGGCGUUAAAACCCAAUGUUGACUUCAGUUGUCUUCGAUGACCAGAGCUUUCGAUACAAUGGCCGGAGAGGAUGAAGAAGGAACCUCCACCGUCGCUGUUGCCGUCGCCGGAGAGACCCACCAACUUCAGAUUCCGAUAAGCCGAGUGAAGAAAAUCAUGAAACUGGACCAGGACAUCAACAAGAUAAACUCAGAAGCCCUACAUCUCAUCGCUAGUUCCACCGAGCUUUUCCUUGAAUUACUUGCAAAAAAAUCUGCACAAGUCGCUCUGGAGAAGAAGAGAAAAACCAUAAAGCUCGAGCAUUUAAGAGUUGCCGUAAAAAGGCAUCAACCUACUAGCGAUUUCCUUCUCGAUUCGCUUCCCAUGCCUUCACAGCCAUCGGAUCGGUCUCCGAAGGUUCAAAGUCGUCCUCGAUCAUCGACAGAUAAGCCACUUCCUUCCGGAACUCGAAGAAUUGAGGCAUUCUUUCAGAAGUGCACUUAAAACUCUGUGUUUACAUACUAUUUUGAAUGGUUGUGCGAAAUUAUUAUUCACAUUCAGAGUAGAGCUUAUGAUUAUAAUUUGAAAAGAAAUUGUUAUUUUCCCUAGACUUGUGAUUAUGCAUUGCCAGAGGCCAAUCUAUGAUAUUUGAGACAUUAGUUGCUGAUUUUCUCUUCAUACUUGGAUUGAGAGCUUUGUAUGAAUAUGAACUGCCCAUGUGAGCUCCUGGAUGUUUUUCUAGAUGGAAUUAAUACAAUGGCCAUUUUGAUUUGAU